Molecule: messenger RNA, 1514 nt
Organism: Balaenoptera ricei (Rice's whale)
Lineage: Eukaryota; Metazoa; Chordata; Mammalia; Artiodactyla; Balaenopteridae
Gene: PIGC
Product: phosphatidylinositol glycan anchor biosynthesis class C
Exons: 2
Coding region: 326-1219 (297 amino acids)
Biological process (GO): GPI anchor biosynthetic process
Cellular component (GO): glycosylphosphatidylinositol-N-acetylglucosaminyltransferase (GPI-GnT) complex; membrane
Source: RefSeq, a predicted model, not a curated record
GGCCCCGGAAGUGGUCGGCCGCCGACAUGACCCCGGCGCCCCGGAUGGGGAAGGAGGCGGGUGGCCGCUCUCCCCCGGGCCGCGCACCCCUACGAGCUCGCGGGCAGGAACUUAGCUGUAUUGUUCUGCCUCAGAGAACAAACUCAUCUACUGUAGGCCUAGCCUGGGUUGCUACCUUUGAAAGCAAGGGAAGGUCGGUACAAUAUCAACCACAGCUCAGCAUGGAAUUUCCAGAGAGGUUUUAUUUCAAAACUUUAUAAAGAUCGAGAACCACAUGGACUUCUGCAAGGGAGAUUGAACUGGCCUGAGUUUGAGCGAAAGGAUAAUGUGUGCCCAGCCUGUAACUAACACCAAAGAGGCCAGGUGGCAGAAGGUCUUGUAUGAGCGACAGCCUUUUCCUGAUAACUACGUGGAUCAGAGCUUCCUGGAAGAGCUCCGGAAGAACGUCUAUGCCCGGAAAUACCAAUAUUGGGCUGUGGUAUUUGAGUCCAGUGUGGUGAUACAGCAGCUGUGCAGUGUCUGUGUUUUUGUGGUUAUCUGGUGGUAUAUGGAUGAGGGUCUUCUGGCUCCCCAUUGGCUUUUUGGGACCGGCCUGGCUUCUUCACUGAUUGGCUAUGUUUUGUUUGAUCUCAUUGAUGGAGGUGAAGGACGGAAGAAGAGUGGGCGGACCCGGUGGGCUGACUUGAAGAGUGCCCUAGUCUUCAUAACUUUCACGUAUGGCUUUUCACCGGUGCUGAAGACUCUGACAGAGUCCGUCAGCACUGACACCAUCUAUGCCAUGUCAGUCUUCAUGCUGUUAGGCCACCUCAUCUUCUUUGACUAUGGUGCCAAUGCUGCCAUUGUAUCCAGCACACUGUCCUUGAACAUGGCCAUCUUUGCUUCUGUCUGCCUUGCCUCACGCCUGCCCCGGUCCCUACAUGCCUUUGUCAUGGUGACAUUUGCCAUCCAAAUUUUUGCCCUAUGGCCCAUGUUACAGAAGAAACUGAAGGCAUGUACUCCCCGCAGCUAUGUGGGAGUCACAGUGCUUUUUGCAUUUUCAGCCUUGGGAGGCCUGCUGUCCAUUAGUGCUGUGGCAGCCAUACUCUUUGCCCUUCUGCUGGUUUCCAUCUCAUGUCUCUGCCCUUUCUACCUCAUUCGCCUGCAGCUUUUUAAAGAAAACAUUCAUGGGCCUUGGGAUGAGGCUGAAAUCAAAGAAGACUUGUCGAGGUUCCUCAGCUGAGUUAGGGACCUCCAUUCCGUAACUGAGACAAGCUGAUAGACCAGCCUUCCAACUAGUAGGAGAUUUGAAGGCAGAGUUCUAUUCUGGAAGUGGCAUAAUGAUGUGGGUGGGAGAUCAGAGAUCAAAAGAAAAAAAUUACCCAUAGACUUGGGCAGUGAAGGUGCUUAUCCUUUCUGUUACUUUGUCGAUGAAAAAGCUUCCUGGGGCCCUUUUGAAUUAUUGCCUCUCAUUAUUAUUCUCUGUAACAAAUGAAGUGAUGUGGUUUCUGUUUAUUAAAAAAAUAACAACACAUCCA